AUGACUAGAUGUUAUUAUGAUGGAAAUGGUUACCGAUAUUGCCAUACCGCGUGGAACGACUGGGUACGAUGGGUCGUUCUGGCAGUAAUCAUCAUCGGUUUCUUCCUCCUCUUCGUCCUAUGCUCUUGCUUCACGGCUCGUCGUCGACGUCGCGCCGGCCAAAAUCCCUUCUAUGGCACCGGAUGGGCUGCGAGACCAGGACAAUACAACCAACACGCUCAGCCGUACUACAAUAACCAGUACAGUCAGCCAGCCCCGCCAUACUCCGCUCAGCCUCCGCAGAACUCAUACUACGGAGCAAACCAAGCCUACUACGGUCAGCAGCCCUACGGUCAGCAACAGGCUGGCGUCGAACUCCAGCCUCCUCAACUUGUUCAUCCUCGCGGUGGCGACGACGUCUAUGCUCCCCCAUCUGGUCCUCCCCCAGGCAAG
Molecule: messenger RNA, 432 nt
Organism: Lindgomyces ingoldianus
Lineage: Eukaryota; Fungi; Ascomycota; Dothideomycetes; Pleosporales; Lindgomycetaceae
Exons: 2
Biological process (GO): vesicle-mediated transport
Cellular component (GO): intracellular membrane-bounded organelle
Source: RefSeq, a predicted model, not a curated record